AUGAAUUACAAACCAAUUCUGUUAUUCCUUGACUCUGUUAUCUCCCAAGGAAAUUCAGAAAUAUCCGAGAUUUGGUGCAAAUUAAAUUUACCUGCCUUUUUAAUCAGCAAAUUAGAGUCGGAAGAUCAUGUCGUGACAAUGACAUGCUUGGACAUUAUAUCGCAACUAUAUGAAAAGGCCGAUUCUCUAGAAAUAAAAGAUUCGAUUAUUAAUGAAAUAGAUGAAGACUCAUUUGAUUUCAUUUUAAACCUCACCGACAAUGAAAACGAAGAUUUAAGUAAUUCCGCUUCAUUUUUUAUCUCAUCGCUUUUUCCAGAUAAUGAGGAAGGUUAA
Trichomonas vaginalis G3 is the source of this 333-nucleotide messenger RNA. RefSeq names its product armadillo (ARM) repeat-containing protein family. Lineage: Eukaryota; Parabasalia; Trichomonadida; Trichomonadidae. The transcript has a single exon. The record is from RefSeq and is a predicted model, not a curated record. Bases 1 to 333 code for a protein of 110 amino acids.